CUUCUCUCGCUGCUUAUCUGCUCUGAUUCAUUCAUCGACUAUUUUUUUUGUUCUCCCUCUUCUCCUUCGCUUCCAACUCAUCGUAUCAUAUUACAUACAAAACAUCGCCGAUCUUCUGAUAUAUCAUUGUCCCCACCUACUCCUUCAACACACUGACAGUACUAUGAACCAGCUAGGCCCUCUUCUGCUGAAUUAUGUCGAACAGCAAGCUCGCCCUCACGUUGAGACCAAGGUCACAGAGCAGCUCAACGACACCAAGGGUGAUCUCAAAAGUGACCUCCCCAGCACCAUCAUGAGCUUUCUUACUGGAAAGGACGGCAGCGGCGAAGGCACGAAUCCUAUGGUCUCCCAGAUCAUCUCCCAGCUCGGUCCCAACUUCAUGAACCGUCUGACCUCUGUCACAAACAUGACUGUCGACACUUCCAGCGAGGGCAUGGAUACGCUCUUAACGAACGGCGUCAUAAACACUGCAAAGAAUGUGCUCACCCAGCAAAGCACCGCAGCUAAUGGUGGUGCGCCCGAAACCGGGGGUAUCGAUUUUGAUUUCUUUAAGAAUGGCAAGGAAGGAAUGGUGAACUCGGCCAUGACGGCUUCUAUGCCGAUAAUUAAACAGGUCAGCGAGAACAUGGGUAACAAGAUGUCGUCUUCGUUUCCAGCAGCGAUCGGUGGCGCUAUCCAGCAGCUGAUUGAUGAAAACGGUAGUGCGAAUGGGGCACUGGGUACGGCGGCUGGAUUGAUGUCAAAGUUUAUGGGUAGCCAUGGUCCUGGAGACCAGCCCGUAAAUGGCGGUGGUGAUGCUGGGGACGUACAUGCGACCGGUGGACAAACUGGUGGAAUCCAGCAGUUAUUCCAGAACUUGUUGUCACCCAAAAUUUUGCUCUUGCUCCAGCCGUACUUGCAAAAGUUUGAAGUUCAGAUGGCAAGUACUUCUUUCAAUCGUCUUUCUACUGCCGUGAACAAUGAACUCUUUGGUACUUCUACUAAAUGGAUAUGUUAUCUUAUCAUUGUAUCGAUUGCAUAGACCGCAACACUGGAGAAGGAGCUCCGUGAUGAGGUCUUUUCGCCUGAGUAUAUCAAGCAGGCGGUUAUGGGGACGCUAACAGGAGAAGGUGGCCAAGAUGGAGGCGGCGCUGGAGCUGCGCUGGGGAAUGUUUUUAACACCUUCUCGCAUGGGGGUGGUCAGAAUAGUCAGAAUGGCCAACAGAGUAGCACUCAGCAGGCUAUUGGUGCCAUCGGUAGCUUUGCUAGCUCCUUCCUCAAGAAGGAGGAUAAGUAGUGAGGAAAAAGACAUGAUUAGGUAGCGUCCAGAUCUCUGUAAAUAACUGUGAAAAGUUGUAGGUGAAGAACCGGCUGCCAUUAUCAUUAAAU
Messenger RNA from Gamsiella multidivaricata, 1368 nucleotides. RefSeq lists its product as uncharacterized. Bases 164 to 1021 code for a protein of 285 amino acids. NCBI's taxonomy places the organism in Eukaryota, Fungi, Mortierellomycota, Mortierellomycetes, Mortierellales, Mortierellaceae. The transcript has a single exon. The record is from RefSeq and is a predicted model, not a curated record.